Molecule: messenger RNA, 2208 nt
Organism: Anisakis simplex (herring worm)
Lineage: Eukaryota; Metazoa; Nematoda; Chromadorea; Rhabditida; Anisakidae
Source: the annotation of a GenBank genome assembly
UCUGUUAAUAAUAUGAAAGUAACGACAAAAGAUGACGAUUCAAUGGACGACAGACAAUGGAAAAAACUAGCGUUGUAUUCGCGAUGUGCGUCGUGCAAUUGUGAUGGUUGGAGACAUAGUGUUAACUUGAAUACAGAUGCAGCUUAUGAGGGUGAUGAAAGUUGGAUGCGUAAUACACCUUUUAACGCAAAAUGUCGUCGAUGUACUCACUCACUCGGCAAGCAUGUAGAAAAUGUUCAAAAGAAAAAGGAACGCGAUAUAUGUGCAUUAUUGUCGUUGAUAUCGGAUGCAGAGAAUAUGCACAGACGUCUUAAAGGAGAUGAUAGUCCUGAAGUACUACAGGUGGUUUUGAUGCUUUUAAAUAUGUACAAAAAGGCAAUAUCCGCAGGACGUUGUAAAAAAUUCUUCGAAAGUCCAUUUGGCUCACCACCGUUCGAGCCAUUAUCAAUUGUGAAAAUUGUUUGUAAUUUUAUUGUGGUGAAACAUGAAGGCAAACGAAGAGAAAUUGAAACCGAAAUUGAAACCGCUUCAACAUUCUUACGAGCUCUGAAUGAAUGGUCAUUGCCAAUACCGAAUACAACUGAAUGUGUGGAAAGGGAAGAUUCACUAGAAUAUCGAAUAGUAUUCGCUCGUUGGUUAUUGUUUUGUUCAUUGCCUCAUGAAUAUAAAUCGUUGCAACGUUUCCAAUUGGUCAGUACAUUUGGAAGAAAAUUACUUCUGUUGUAUUUACCGAAAUUCAUCAGUGAAUUAGAACGAUGUAGAGGGACCGUUGAGGAUGGGUUGUUGAAUAAUGUUAUCGAAUUUGCAUCCACUCUACUUACGGCAUUGAUUCAAAAUGAUUCAAUAAGUUAUCCAAGAACUAAUUAUGCAUUACCAGAAGGCGUUCGCAGUCCAUCUGUUAAAUCUGGGCUUCCGAUCUGGAGCAUAUCCAAUGGUCAUCUUUCUGAAACGACUUCUGAAUGCUCUGAAGAAUCUGGUCGUGAUAAAAGCGACCAUUUAACGAUAUAUGAUGAUAUUGAUGACGAGACAAUGGAGCGUAUCAUUUUAAGAACUGAAAUUGCCGCACAGCAGUCACCUUCGCAGCCAUCCGGAGAUGAUUUAUUCGAAAUUGAUGUUGCUAGAACUGAAGCAUCACGUCGCGAGGAGGUGAUGGGUAUAACAUCAUUUCACAUAAUUUCGAAUCGUAUGGAAUUGGACCCAUGUCAAAGUCAAAUAAAACUUUCAUGGCUUCUUCAGCUACAGCGUUUGUUUAGUGCGCAACUACCUUGUAUGCCAAAAGAAUACAUCACACGGAUGGUAUUUGAUUAUCGACAUAAGAAUCUCGUCAUUGUUAAAAAUCAUCGUAUCGUCAUUGGUGGCAUUUGUUUCCGUCAGUUUCCUACUCAAGGUUUCUCUGAAAUUGUAUUCUGUGCUGUGAUGGCCAACGAACAGGUAAAAGGUUAUGGGACACAUAUGAUGAAUCGUUUGAAAGAUUAUCAUGUAGGCACAUGCCAGAUUUAUCAUUUCCUCACGUAUGCAGAUGAAUUUGCCAUUGGUUAUUUUAAAAAGCAAGGUUUUUCGGAGAACAUUACAAUAUCACGCGAGAAAUAUCAUGGUUUUAUAAAGGAUUAUGAAUCGGCCACAUUAAUGGGUUGUGAGCUACAUCCAAAGAUUGUAUAUACGGAUUUUUCGGUACAGUGCAAAAUGUUGAGAAAUUUGUUCAAAAGUGCGAUGAAAGAACGUCAAAUUCAUGACACAAAUAGAAAAUACGGCGGGAUUGAGCACAUCUUCCAACAACACCGUGGUGUGGAGCUGUCACCAUGUGAUGUCCCUGGCUUUGAACAUAUACCAGGAGGUCCUCCACCAAGUGAGGAUUUUGAAGUGAAAAUAAAAAGCAUAUUGAAUAAACUCAAAUCCGAUAAAUCGGCGUGGCCAUUUUUAAAGCCUGUUGAUGCAGCUGAAGUGAAAGAAUAUUAUGAUUAUAUUCCAUAUCCAAUUGAUUUCAAAACUAUCACUGAACGAUUCAAACAUAAGUAUUACGUUCAUGAACGGUUAUUUAUUGCCGAUAUACGUCGUAUGUUUAGUAAUUGCUUUAAAUUCAACGCAGUUGACACAUUGUAUUAUAAAGCUGGCUAUGAUCUCUGUGUUCUGGCCGAUUCAGUCAUUAGGUCAACUUUUCCUAAUUCGGAUAUAUUUCCGGAAAUUCCGACGGCGAAACCCGAAUGUUGA